Molecule: messenger RNA, 672 nt
Organism: Panthera uncia (snow leopard)
Lineage: Eukaryota; Metazoa; Chordata; Mammalia; Carnivora; Felidae
Product: RNA exonuclease 1 homolog
Exons: 6
Cellular component (GO): nucleus
Molecular function (GO): nucleic acid binding; exonuclease activity
Source: RefSeq, a predicted model, not a curated record
UUUUUAUUUUUUGAUUGGUUUGCAGUCCUCGGUGGCUCAGAAACACGGUACAGCUGUUGUGAAGGUGUCCUUGGCUCUGCCGGGUGUCAGGUCGCCAAGCUUCACGUUCAUGACCAAAAGGAAAACCUAGAGGGCUUUGUGAAGACUUUUGUCAAGUCUCCGCCCCCUGACGGCAAUCAUGGUGUAUUUGCUGUGAACUGUGAGGUGUGCUACACAGCCAAAGGUUUGGAACUUACACAAGUGACGGUGGUUGAUUCCAGCCUUCAGGUGGUCUAUGCUACAUUUGUGAAACCAGAUGAAGAAGUAAUUGACUAUAACACUAGGUUUUCUGGUGUGGUCGAAGAGGACCUGAAGAACAUCAAAACUUCAAUCCGUGAUGUCCAAGCCAUCCUGUUGAACCUGUUCAGUGCUGACACUGUCUUAAUUGGACACAGCUUUGAAAACAGUCUUUAUGCUCUUAAGUUAAUUCACACUUCAGUUGUGGACACAACAGUUCUGUUUCCUCAUCGACUAGGCUUGCCUUACAAAAGAUCCCUUAAGAGUCUGGUGGCUGACUACCUACAGAGGAUUAUUCAGGAUGAUGGUCACAAUUCAAUUGACAAUGCAACUGCCUGCAUGGAACUGGUCCUCUGGAAGGUAAAAGAAGACCUGAAAGGAAGGAAGUAAUCAUUU